AUGGUGGAGUGCCGGCAUAUCCACACUUUGGGGAAAGUCCUGCAUCUCAGGGUUAAAAACAGUAAAGUAUUUUCAUUGGUUCAAAUGCUGUUUCUUUUCAUUUCAGAGCAACUUCAGAAAAGCAAAUCCAAAACCAGAUUCAUACGAUACCAGUCAUGGAACACAAAAAUGUACCCAGUUUGGAAGAAUGGAGACCCGCGUUACAGGAGCAGCUGGACAGGUGGAGAGGUGAAAUUUGAUGUUCAUAAUGAUUCCCCAACUCUCACUGGCGCGAAAGUCACCUUCGCUAUUGACAUAAUUCUCCCAGACAGCCAGCUGGUGCUGCCUAAUGGAAAGGUUGUUUGGGGGAAAAACUGCUUGGUAAAUGGUACCCAGCAUCAUGAAGGUGAGCCCAUCUACCCUCAGGAAUCCAUUGAUGAGCAGGAUGCUGUUUUUCCUGAUGGCUCUCCACUUAACAAGCAUGAAGAUCAAAAACCACCUUAUGUGUUUGUAUGGAAAACCUGCGGAAAGUACUGGCAGGUGUGUGAUGGUCCAUCAUCUUCCCUGACCAUCAGCACUGAAGAUAUCCCUCUUGGCUCCUAUGUAAUGGAUGUGGUUAUUUAUCACUACAGAAAGAGAGACAAAUUCAUCCCAAUUGGCUAUGCUUCCACACAGUUCUGUAUAACUGACCAGAUCCCGUUUGCUGUCACUCUCACACAAGUGAAUGAUAAAGAUGAAGGGGACCUGACAUUUAUCCAAAACCGUGCCAUUGCCUUUGCCAUUGUUGUCCAUGACCCCAGUUCCUACCUGGCCAACUCUGACAUCACCUUUAAUUGGGAUUUUGGGGAUGGCAGUGGCACUGUGAUUUCAAGAGAACUCACUAUCACCCACACGUACACCAAGACUGGCUUCUUCAAACCCCAUGUUGUCGUCCAGGCUGCCAUUCCAAAUCCAUCCUGUUCAACUCCUUCAAAUAUACCUCCAGUCACUAACCCCACUGCUGAUGCCUUUAUCUCUGCAGAGCAUGCAGGGCCUGUUCAGCUUAUUUCAAUUGAUGGUGCAUCUAAUGACAUUCCAGAUUCAAUGGAACAUUCCAGUUCUUCCAGUGCUGACAUUAAAACAGUUUACCAACUGGACACAAAUGGAGUGAUGGAUCUGGAGGCAAUAUUCCAAGAUGCUAUUGUCAUGAAAAAGCAUCAGACACCAAAUUCUGAACAGGACUGUGUGCUCUACCGCUACGGCUCCUUCUCCACACAGAUCACAGUUGCUGAGGGCAUUGAGGAUGUGCAGAUCGUCCAGGCGGCCAGUGCUUUUCUUGAAAAAAACGCUGUGGAUUUCAUCAUUUCCUGUCAGGGAAGUUUGCCUACAGACAUAUGCACUGUAGUAUCUGACUGCCAUUCUCCAGGCAAGACCAUCUGCAGUGCUAUAAACGCUUUACCCGAGUGCCAGCUCAUUCUCCGACAUGUGUUCAAUGACUCUGGCUUCUUUUGCGUUAAUGUCUCAAUGAGUAACAACAUCAGCCUUGCAGUCACUAGUGCCAGAGUAAAUGUAAUGAAUGGUUCCAGGUUCAUCAUCACAGGAAUUGUGGCUAUGGUGCUGGGUAUCCUGACUGUUACAUUAGCAAUAGGGACCUUUGCUUACAAGUAA
Neoarius graeffei (lesser salmon catfish) is the source of this 1626-nucleotide messenger RNA. It is a transcript of the gene pmelb, whose product is annotated as premelanosome protein b. NCBI's taxonomy places the organism in Eukaryota, Metazoa, Chordata, Actinopteri, Siluriformes, Ariidae. Gene Ontology annotation, biological process: melanosome organization. Gene Ontology annotation, cellular component: melanosome. The record is from RefSeq and is a predicted model, not a curated record. The transcript is spliced from 11 exons. Bases 1 to 1626 code for a protein of 541 amino acids.